Messenger RNA from Micropterus salmoides (largemouth bass), 2463 nucleotides. RefSeq names its product O-acyltransferase like protein-like. The record is from RefSeq and is a predicted model, not a curated record. NCBI's taxonomy places the organism in Eukaryota, Metazoa, Chordata, Actinopteri, Centrarchiformes, Centrarchidae. Gene Ontology annotation, molecular function: acyltransferase activity, transferring groups other than amino-acyl groups. The coding region runs from base 1 to 2025 and encodes 674 amino acids. The transcript is spliced from 16 exons.
AUGUCUCUGGGUUGGGUGGCGUUCCUUCUGUUUGCAGGGUGUAGUGUGGCGCUGGAAAAUACGCAGGCCUUGAAUGUGUCUCAAAGAUGUAUGAACGAUACCAACAGGUUCCUCAGGGAAAUUAACCAGGACUGGCCGAAGGAAUAUGCUGUUUCCAUGUAUGAUGCAUUUGGAAAGAUGGGUAGCAAUGUUGAAGGAGGUAAUGUCAACCGGCCUGGCUUGCUGCAGCUGUGUCGCUCUGCCCAUGCUCCUACCUUCUCUGGACAGUACUGCCAGGUGUUCCUUAGACAGGGAACAGUCCAGUACUUUGUGGGUGUUUGUGUUCCUGACUCCUGUGAAGAAGAGGAGGUGCAAAUGCUGGUGCUGUACGGGAGGCUACAGUUUAGUCAGACGUCCCUCAUUCCCCCUUUACCUCCCAUCCUGGUCAAUCAGUCCACUCAGGAGAUGAUCAUGACUCACUGUUUGUCUGACACCAUUGCCCCUGAUGCAUCAGAUUUCACCUGCCUGUUUGUGUGUUGUGUCAUGGUAGCAAUUCCUCUUGCGGCUACCCUGUUUACAGCUAUGAUAAGGUGGCAACAGGACAGAGAGGUCAGCCCAACAGUAGAGUCUCCGUCUUUGAACACUGGUCUCAAACUUUAUGGUACCCUGAAGACCAAUGCCUCCUCCAGUAGCAAAAUUAAUAGCAAUACUUCAGAGGAAAAAGGUAAUAACUGCACCAGGCACACAACACUGUGCUUUUCUCGAAGCUGUGUGUACCGGUACCUGCAGGUGUUCUCUCUACAAACUACCACCCAGGGCAUUUUUAGCACCUCCUCAUCCAUCCCAGGAGGAGGCUACUCCUGCCUGAAUGGCAUCCGUGUUCUCAGCCUGCUGUGGAUCAUUUGUGGACACUCUGCAGAGUAUACAUUAAACAACCUCGAUAACUACAAAAACUGGAAGAACACAGUUGAAAGCAGCCCUCUGUAUGUGCUUACCAUCAGCGGACCUGUGUUUCUGGCUGUAGACACCUUUUUACUGCUCGGGGGUCUGCUUAGUGCAAGGUCUCUGCUGGGCUCCAUCAACAGAGCUGAAGACAAACUGAGCACCAGUUUGGUGACCAACUACCUCUUCAAGAGGAUUAAAAGGAUUCAACCACUGCAUAUGUUUUUUGUGUGUCUAACCACUGGCCUCAUCUCUCUGGUCCAGUGGGGACCCUACUGGUUCCCAUUUAAAGAUACAGGGGUGGAUUGUAAGACUUACUGGUGGGCUAACCUAUUGUUGAUAAGCAAUGUCCUCCCAAGCAACAAGAUAUGUAUUCCUUGGACUUGGUACCUAUCUCUGGACUUCCAGUGUUAUGCCACCACUCCUUUGUUGGUCUAUUUUUAUAGACUAAACAGAGGUGUGUUUGCAGUUGUUUCUGGAGGUCUUGUGCUGAUGACCACUGUGACCAGUGCUGUUAUAACUGCACUUCUACAGCUGCCAGUCGUUCAUCCAUCUACACUGCAAUUUGAGAAUUAUGUCUUGUAUUACUACAAGAAACCCUACACAAGAUAUGGGCCAUUUUUAAUAGGGGUCUUGACUGGAAUAUAUUUGGCGACAAAGAAGAAUCAGCUUUUAAAGCAAAAGUGGCAGGCAAUACUUGGUUGGUUCUGCUGUUUGUCACUCAUGGCUGUGUUGGUUGGAUUAGCAUACAUCUUGAGGGAGACCCCGGCCUACCCAUCAGUGCCUCAUGCCCUCUACCAGGGACUGCACAGACAGCUCUGGGCUCUGGCUGUAACCUGGAUCAUACUGGCUUGUGAGGAGGGUUAUGGAGGUUUUAUCAAGAGCCUCUUGUCAUUGGAUGUCUGGGUUCCUCUUUCCAACAUUAGUUUUGCCUGCUAUCUGACACAUCCUGUCUUCAUCAUCCUCUACAAUGGCUUGCAAGAGACCCCAAUCCACUACACAGGCAUCAACUUUAUGUACCUGUUCCUUGGCCACCUGGUGCUCACGGUGGUGGUGAGCUAUGUGUUUACUGUGCUGGUUGAGAAGCCCUACCUUCACACAUAGAGUAGUGCAUAGAAAAUCCAUACUUGAAGGACUUCUCCAGUUAAUGCCCCUAAUCGUAUAUUUCAUUUUAAAAAAAGAUGAGAUCUUUGAAAUCAAUGCAUUCAUCAACAUUGACAGUGAUUGAAAUUUGUUAAUGUUUUCAAUCAACACCAUCCAGAGAGAGAGAAAAAAUAUCCUUAUUAUGUGAAACUGAAUUGGUUUUUCGGGUUAAUGAUUUAACAGAUAUAACAAUAUGUCAUCUGCCUAUGAGGAUAUUUUGUGUUGUCUUGUGUUAUUUUUGUUGUCUAUAUUUUGCCCAUCACCACUGAAUGAAAGGAAUUAUUACAUGGGCAAAUAAUUGUGGAGAAAUUUUCAGCAGUACGAUGAAAGCUAUUUAAAUUCCUAAUAAAAUGUAGUAAGACUAUCAGAGUAUUAUUGUUUUGUAAUUUGUUAACUGUA